Messenger RNA from Nymphalis io (European peacock), 537 nucleotides. RefSeq names its product cuticle protein 64-like. The transcript is spliced from 3 exons. The coding region runs from base 79 to 537 and encodes 152 amino acids. The record is from RefSeq and is a predicted model, not a curated record. Lineage: Eukaryota; Metazoa; Arthropoda; Insecta; Lepidoptera; Nymphalidae.
AAUUAAAGGAAAUCGUCGAGUAUAUAUAUGGAAUAAUUUACACAAAUCGACACACUUCGUCUGAAGAAAUCAAGCAAAAUGAACACAUUCAUUACUUUGGCUUGUCUGGUGGCUAUCGCCGUGAGCGCUCAUGCGUCUGGCUUGGGCGGUAUCGGAUACGGUGGCUAUGGCGGACACGGCGCUGGAUAUGGUAUAUCGCAUGUCUACAGCGCACCCAUCUUGGCCCCAGCAAUUUCCACCUCUCAUGUAUACAAAGCUGCUCCAAUCCCUAUUAUAAAGAGCGUAGCAGUCGCUCCCAUCAUCAGCGCGCCAAUCCUUAAAACCGUGCCAGUAGCCAGUUACAGUAUCGGAGGGUACGGACACGGAGGCUACGGACACGGAAGCUACGGACACGGAGGCUACGGACACGGAAGCUACGGACACGGAGGCUACGGACUUGGAGGCUACGGAGGCUACGGUCUCUUGGGAGGUUAUGGAGGUUACGGCUUAGGCUAUGGCAAAGGUCUCAGCUAUGGUUACAGCUUGGGCAAGCACUAA